Messenger RNA from Cavia porcellus (domestic guinea pig), 3179 nucleotides. It is a transcript of the gene Spats2, whose product is annotated as spermatogenesis associated serine rich 2. The transcript has 14 exons. The record is from RefSeq and is a predicted model, not a curated record. The coding region runs from base 670 to 2298 and encodes 542 amino acids. NCBI's taxonomy places the organism in Eukaryota, Metazoa, Chordata, Mammalia, Rodentia, Caviidae. Gene Ontology annotation, cellular component: cytoplasm. Gene Ontology annotation, molecular function: protein binding.
GGGGCGGAGCGAGCAGUUCAAGCCGGGCGAGGGUCGGUGUGGGUCGGCUGGCUCUCUGGCCCUCAGCCGCGGCUGAUUCCUAGUCCCCGGCCCUACAGACUAGGAAAGAGGGGGAAGAGGCUGUGGGGGCGGGGCGACGUGCGGCUCUGAGAGAGGUGGGGGAGGAGCGCGGCGGCGGCGGCGGCGGCGGCGGCGGCGGCGGCGGCUCCUGAAGCUGAGGAGAAGGAGGCGGAAGGUUUCCCUUUCCUCUUAGAGCCGGGAGCGUCUGGGAGUCAGAGCCCGGAACUGAGAGGACGCGGCGAUUGCGGCCCCGGGCUAGGGUCUCACUAUGUGAUGCUGGCUGACCUUGAACUGGCUAAUGUGGCCCAGGCUGACUUUUAACUCAUGGACAUCCUCCUGUCUCUGUUUUCCCAGUGCUGGGAUUACAGGUUCUCCCAGGAAAAAGAGACAUGUCUGUCUGCAAUGAUACUUCCUGAUAAGAAGUUGACAAAAGCAAAGGAACAGAGAUUAACAGCUAGUGAGCAGAAUUUCAAACCACCAGGAUACUACAUUUGUUGCUUCCAGCUACAGAUUUCUGUUACCAGCUUUUAAAUCAGAUAUACUCUCAGAACCCAGAAAAAACAAAAGAUACUUUUCUCCUAUCUUUGUUUUUAGGUCAGAGAAACAGCAAUGUCUAGGAAACAAAGCCAGAAGGAUUCAUCAGGAUUCAUUUUUGAUUUGCAGUCCAAUACUGUAUUGGCCCAAGGAGGAGUUUUUGAGAACAUGAAAGAGAAGAUAAAUGCAGUGCGUGCAAUAGUUCCCAAUAAAAGCAACAAUGAAAUCAUCCUGGUUUUGCAGCACUUUGAUAAUUGUGUGGACAAAACAGUACAAGCAUUUAUGGAAGGGAGUGCCAGUGAAGUACUCAAAGAAUGGACAGUAACAGGCAAAAAAAAGAACAAAAAGAAGAAAAGCAAACCAAAACCUGCAGCAGAAACAAGAAACAGUAUCCCAGAUUCCAGUAAAUUGGUUUCCACUCAAGAAGAGCAGUCUGCACCUUCCUCAGAGAAAGGUGGCAUUAAUGGUUACCAUGUUAAUGGUGCCAUCAAUGAUGCUGAGUCUGUGGAUUCGCUCAGUGAAGGUUUGGAGACACUUUCAGUGGAGGCCAGAGAAUCAGAAGACCCUGAACCGCCCAUGCCAGUUAGAACAGGAUCUGUGCUGGAGAAUGGUGUCUCUGACUUGGAGCCCAAGUCUUUGACUACCUCCUCUGUUCAGAAUGUUCAGCACUCCAGGAAUGCUGCCAAAUCUCUGUCAAGAUCCACCACAGGACCUCACUUUUCAAAUCUUGGGACGGAGGAUGUUCCACUCUCCUCUACCAACAAAAAGCUAGGUUCCAAUAUUGAAAAAUCUGUAAAAGAUCUUCAGCGCUGCACAGUGUCUCUUGCACGGUAUCGAGUUGUAGUUAAAGAAGAGAUGGAUGCUUCUAUUAAGAAAAUGAAGCAAGCUUUUGCUGAAUUGCAAAGUUGUUUAAUGGAUCGAGAAGUGGCACUGCUUGCUGAAAUGGACAAAGUGAAAGCUGAAGCAAUGGAAAUUUUACUCAGCCGACAAAAGAAAGCCGAGCUUCUAAAGAAGAUGACUGACGUGGCUGUGCGAAUGUCAGAGGAGCAAUUGGUUGAGCUGAGAGCUGAUAUCAAGCACUUUGUUAGUGAACGUAAAUAUGAUGAGGAUCUGGGACGAGUAGCCCGGUUCACUUGUGAUGUGGAGACUCUAAAGAAGAGCAUUGAUUCAUUUGGACAAGUGUCUCACCCAAAAAACAGCUAUUCGACCAGAUCUCAUUGUAGCUCAGUUGUAUCUGUGUCCUUGAGUGGCCCAAGCGAUGCCUCUGCUGCUUCCUCUUCCACCUGUGCCUCUACUCCCAGCCUUACAGGUGCUAACAAGAGAAAUUCUGCAUCAGAAGAAGCUCCUCCAGCAACAGCAAACUCCAGCAGCCAACCCUGCCAGCCUCAUCGGGAGGUAUUACCGGGGAGCAGACGAGGACAAGGCUACAGGCCACAAGGGCAGAAGUCCAGUGACCCUACGAAUCAAGGACGACAUGAUAGUGUGGGUCGUUAUAGAAAUAGCUCGUGGUACUCAUCUGGUUCCAGGUAUCAGAGUGCUCCAUCCCAGACACCAGGAAACACUAGUGAACAGGGCCAGGCCCAUUCUGCAGGGACCAAUGGAACUGGAGCCACUGUGGAGCCUAGCCCAUCUAAACCCUCAUUCAGAAAGGGGCUCCCGCAGCGCAAACCCCGGACCUCUCAGCCCAAAUCUGUGAACUCUUGAGAGAAAUUCCAGAUACUUCUCCACCCCACACAGUUCAACAUGAUAACUGGACUUUAGGAAAUACGUAGUUAGGUUUAAUAACAAAAAAGUUUAUGCAUAUCAUUUUUUGUGCCAUUCUAAAUAUUUUUGGUUUCUUCUCUCCUUAUUUCUUCUUUAUCAUUUUUGGAGGGGAAGGUGUUUUUUCCCUUGACUUUUCCCAAUGAUAUGCUGAUUCAGAUUGGUUUUUCUUACCAGGAAUCACCAGAGGGUGAGCACCAUUGCACCAGGUCUUCCAUCUGCCCAAAGAGGCCUUACACAACAAACCCCCACUAUCAGGGCUGUCUCAGGAGGAAUGGGUCAGAGAUAAACCUGUUACUUUUGCAGUGUGGAUGCCUGCCAGGUCCCCUUUGAACAAGAGUUUGACCAACAGGGAAUUGUAUAUUGUACUGGGUUAGCCAGAAAAGAGGAAUGUUAAUUGGUGAAAAAGAGAACAUAAGGAAACACUGGACAAUCUGCCUCUGUCCCAGAAUGUGCCUGAGAUUUGACACUUGGAAUCAGGGUUUCAGUUCCCUGCUUGGCAUAAUAACUUAACCUGUAGUUUCUUCAAAAUGCCCAAAGCCUUGUUUCUUGUUACCUUAGGCCAACCUUAGGCUGCAAACCUUUCUAAGGAAGUCUAUAGAAAGUUAAUAUACAAUUAAAGUUUUUUAAAAGUUGUAAAAACAUAUUUCUUUGUUUCAGUGUUUGGAGAUUUUUUGUUGUUGUUCGCCCCCUUUCCUGAAUCUUGUCCUCAUUCUGAACGAAAUUUUUAGCAGUAUAAUUAGUGUUAAUCUGUUACCCAUCAAAUAUUGCUGCAGUCAAUCUUUAAAGAUGAAUAAAUAAAAGUAACUGUAUAAAUGUUCCCA